AUGUCUUCAAUGGCUCUCAAGUAUAGGGAAAGAGAAGAAAUCGUUGGCAAAAGGUUUCUAUGCGUUCAGAGUCUACCAAAUGAUAGCAAUUCAGCCAAUUGUGGCCAUAAGCACACCAAACGCACCCAAAGCAAAGUGAACCAAUUGAUCCAACACUUCCAUGACCAACAUUGCAAGCGGGGCACUGUCAGGGCAUCCACCCAUCACGACCCCCAUCACCACGACCUCAAUAACUUCAAGACAUUAGUCGACAAAAUUGGAUUUGAAGACAACAAAUUAAAACCUAUUGAAUUGCUAUCAGACAAACACUUAGAGUUCGUUGAUUACAAAGACUUAACCGUAUUUCAGGAUUCAGAUUUAGAGAACCAAAAGGCAGACAUAGAAGCGCCUGAAGUGAGAAAAGCACUCCGAAAGUGGAUUCAGUUUCAAGACUCACAACAACUUCUUCAGAAGACUCCUUCAGUUCUGUUCGGCAAUAGAGUUAAGGUUUACAGAAGUGAAGGAACCACUCAAUGGUAUACAGCAGUCAUCGUCUCCUACAACGACAACACACGGGAAUUAACUCUGACUGACGACACAGUACUCGAAGAACACAAUGAAGACCCCUCUUUGGUUCAGAUGAAACUCAUUGGAGACGGA
Molecule: messenger RNA, 639 nt
Organism: Oppiella nova
Lineage: Eukaryota; Metazoa; Arthropoda; Arachnida; Sarcoptiformes; Oppiidae
Source: the annotation of a GenBank genome assembly